CUUACUUGGUAUCCCUCACACCUUUUUGGCCACUUUACCACUUCUUCACAUACAUCAAACUGUCACUCCGUACUCGUUCCCUACUCCUCGCAAGACUACGCAUACAAACUAUCCCUGUGAGACCUAUCAGAAAGAUUCAUACAGGUCCAUCGCAACAAGUCAGACAACCGAGCGUCGUCCCACUUCCCCACUCCACCUUUGAAGACCAACCCUCUCAAACCAUCCCAUUCACAUCAUCCUUGCAUCCUAUCCAGUCAAUACAGAGCAAGAAGAAAGUCAACAUGGCACCUAUACCUAUCGGUCCGGAAGUGCGCGAACCCGAACAGCAUGGAGAGAAAAGUAAGAAGAUGCAUUCGAAAGUAGUCAUCAUAGGAUCAGGACCUGCUGGUCAUACAGCUGCCAUCUAUCUUGCUAGGGCUAACCUCGAACCUGUUCUGUAUGAGGGUAUGCUUGCCAAUGGGUUCGCACCAGGUGGUCAAUUGACAACUACUACCGACGUGGAGAACUUUCCUGGGUUUCCUGAUGGUGUGAGAGGACCAGAGAUGAUGGAUAAAUUCCGGGCUCAAAGUGAACGAUUCGGUACAAACAUCAUCACUGAAACUAUCGCCCGAGUAGAUUUCACCAAGAGACCAUUCAAAUAUUGGACAGAGGGAGAAGAGGAAGAUGAUGAAUUCAUGACUGCUGAUACAAUCAUCAUCGCCACUGGUGCUUCUGCAAAAAGACUCAACCUUCCUGGUGAAGAAACAUAUUGGCAAUCUGGUAUCUCCGCUUGUGCAGUAUGUGAUGGUGCUGUACCUAUUUUCCGAAACAAACCUUUGGCAGUGAUUGGAGGAGGCGAUUCCGCUGCUGAAGAAGCGACAUAUUUGACAAAAUAUGGUUCUCACGUUUACGUACUCGUUCGUCGAGAGGAACUUCGAGCUAGUAAAAUCAUGGCCAAACGUCUUAUUUCUCAUCCCAAAGUUACAGUAUUGUGGAAUACCGUUGCUACGGAAUGCAAAGGUGACGGAGAUUUGCUCCAGGCACUCGUCCUUAAAGACACCAAAACUGGUGAAAAUCGAGAUCUUCAAGUCAACGGUUUAUUCUAUGCUAUCGGCCACGAACCAGCCACCGCUCUUGUCAAAGAUCAACUCGAACUCGAUGCGGACGGUUAUAUUCAAGUGGUACCCGGUACCGCCCAAACUUCCGUCAAAGGUGUAUUCGCUGCUGGUGAUGUGCAAGAUAAACGAUACCGUCAAGCGAUUACUUCUGCCGGAUCAGGUUGUAUGGCUGCUUUAGAAGCAGAACGUUUGAUCUCAGAGGAAGAAGCUGAAGAUGGUGAAAUUGACACUGCUGAUGUACACGUUCCUGCCAAUGGGUACAUGGGUACAGACAAAGAGUGAUGAUGAUCUUUUGACAUAGGAUUAGACAUAAAGAUGCAUUGAUUGUUCUGCUUCCGUCUUUCGUUUUUGCUUUGACCUCACGAAGAUGAACUAAAGAAUACGGGGUGACGAGAACAGAGGAUAUAGGGUUAACUGGUGAGGUCGGCCAUGAUAUCUUUGACAGCAUCGGCUGCAGCAGCGUCGAGAUCUUGUUCUGGUGGUGGAGGGGGAGGUGGAGCAGGACCAAGAAAUUCUUCCUCGGGAACAUUAGCGACGACAAUUGUCCUCCCACCGAAUUGUCUUCCACCCAAAGAGUUCAUAGCCUUUUCCGUACUAGCCAAAUCUUUAUACAUCACAAACACCCUCCCUACACCAGCUGCCAAAUCCGCCCUUCUUGCCCUUUCCUGAGUCACCACAGCCGAUUCGCUCGGUUCCCAUUUCUUACUCUUCGGUACGGGUCUCGGUACUCUGACACCUUCAAUCUCACCGAAUCUAGAGCAUUCAGAAGUGAUAUCUUCCAAAAUCUCUUGAUAUUCUUGAUCAUCGUACAGUUCAUCGGCGGUGACCAUAUUGAGCAAGAGCAUGACUCUGGAAGUAGGACCCGAUUGUUGAUUUUCUUGUGCGAAUAUGGCUGAUUUAGCUAGGAAAGAUUCGGAUCCGGGGAUGGCGUCGGUGGUUCCUGAUGCACGACCGACGGCGGCGCGUUGGACGACGAGGAUACGAUCACCGAGUGAAAAGUUGUUGAGGCCGGAGAUGGCCAUGUCGGU
Molecule: messenger RNA, 2125 nt
Organism: Tremella mesenterica DSM 1558
Lineage: Eukaryota; Fungi; Basidiomycota; Tremellomycetes; Tremellales; Tremellaceae
Exons: 10
Coding region: 282-1379 (365 amino acids)
Biological process (GO): removal of superoxide radicals
Cellular component (GO): cytoplasm
Molecular function (GO): thioredoxin-disulfide reductase (NADPH) activity
Source: RefSeq, a predicted model, not a curated record